Molecule: messenger RNA, 1650 nt
Organism: Miniopterus natalensis
Lineage: Eukaryota; Metazoa; Chordata; Mammalia; Chiroptera; Miniopteridae
Source: RefSeq, a predicted model, not a curated record
AAAAUCAACGAGCUCAAAGCUGAGGUCGCGAAUCACUUGGCAGUGCUCGAGAAGCGUGUGGAAUUGGAAGGACUGAAAGUGGUGGAGAUUGAGAAAUGCAAGAGUGACAUUAAAAAGAUGAGGGAGGAACUGGCAGCCAGAAACAACAGGACCAGCUGUCCCUGUAAAUAUAGUUUUUUGGAUAAAGACAAGAAGUUGACGCCUCGACGCGAUGUCCCCACCUAUCCCAAGUACCUGCUCUCCCCGGAGACCAUAGAGGGCCUGCGCAAGCCCACCUUCGACGUCUGGCUUUGGGAGCCCAACGAGAUGCUGAGCUGCUUAGAGCACAUGUACCACGACCUCUGCCUGGUCAGAGACUUCAGCAUCAACCCCAUCACCCUCAAGAGGUGGCUGCUCUGCGUGCACGACAACUACAGGAACAACCCCUUCCACAACUUCCGGCACUGCUUCUGCGUGGCCCAGAUGAUGUACAGCAUGAUCUGGCUCUGUGGCCUCCAGGAGAAGUUUUCCCAAAUGGAUAUCUUGAUCCUCAUGACCGCAGCCAUCUGCCACGAUCUGGAUCACCCAGGAUACAACAACACGUACCAGAUCAAUGCCCGCACAGAGCUGGCCGUCCGCUACAAUGACAUCUCGCCCCUGGAGAAUCACCACUGUGCCGUGGCCUUCCAGAUCCUCGCCCAGCCUGAGUGCAACAUCUUCUCCAACGUGCAGGCGGAUGGGUUCAAGCAGAUCAGACAGGGGAUGAUCACAUUGAUCCUGGCCACGGACAUGGCGAGGCAUGCCGAAAUCAUGGAUGCUUUCAAAGAGAAAAUGGAGAACUUUGACUACAGCAACGAGGAGCACAUGACCCUGCUGAAGAUGAUUUUGAUAAAAUGCUGUGAUAUCUCUAACGAGGUGCGCCCGAUGGAAGUAGCAGAGCCUUGGGUGGACUGCUUAUUAGAAGAAUAUUUUAUGCAGAGCGACCGGGAGAAGUCGGAAGGCCUUCCCGUGGCCCCUUUCAUGGACCGGGACAAAGUGACCAAAGCCACUGCCCAAAUCGGGUUCAUCAAGUUCGUCCUGAUCCCGAUGUUUGAAACAGUGACCAAGCUCUUCCCCAUGGUUGAGGAGAGCAUGCUGCAGCCCCUGUGGGAAUCCAGAGACCGCUACGAGGAGCUGAAGCAAAUAGACGACGCCCUGACGGAGAAGAAGACAGAGAGCCUGACAGGCGGGGGUGCCGAUAAGUCGAGGGAGAAGAGCAGAGAUGUGAAAAAAAGCGAAGACCUGGCCUGAAGGAAGCAGGACGCCCCAGGUGAUCCCGCUCAGCCACCAACGUGAGAUUUCUCGGCGCAGGGAGAAGCUGAUCCUGACCCCAUCGCGCUCGUGACCACGUUUUCUAAGAACCAUUUUGUUCACUGAUAACAAAAAAAGGAAUUCAUGAUGCUGUACAGAAUUUUUAUUUUUAAACUGCCUUUUAAAUAAUAUAUUCUUAUACAGAAAUGAGUUCUGUGCUUUUUGUCAGUGGAGCAGUGUGUCAGAUACACCGCUCUCACGUGGAGACAGGACGCGGUGCUGCUCAGAGGCACCGGGGCCCGCGCGGUGGGACAUGCUGUGUCCCCCGUGGAAACUCGGCAUUGAAGGCCGGGCCCGCCCCGGCGCCUGGCGCGUGCGCGU